AUGGUCCUCCCCAGCCAUCUCCAGUCCCCGAGUGUCCUCUAUCCACUGUCUAGUCUCUUCCCCUGGCCACGAGGAGGUGACCUCCCUGUUGAUUAUCACGUCCUGCUGGUGAGGUCUCCCUGUGUGUUCCUCGUUCCUCCACAGGGCACCGGGUGCCAGGAGGAGCCCCUCCCCAGGAGCAGCCCACUCACUUCAAGCCGCCCAGGGCCGGCACCCGGAGAGGACCAGGUCUGGAGGACAGGCCUUGGGGGAGACCCGGCCUCCUCUCUCCCCUUGGGAAGCAGCUGCCUGAAGUACCUGACCUUCCUGUUCAACUUCCUCUUCUCUCUGCUUGGUCUGCUGGCCCUGGCCGUUGGGCUCUGGGGCUUGGCUGUCAAAGGGUCUCUGGGGAGUAGCCGGGGGGCGGCCCUGCCCGAAGACCCCUUGCUGGGACUGACACUGGGGGGGCUGGUGGUCAGUGCAGUGAGCCUGGCGGGCUGCCUGGGUGCCCUCUGCGAGAAUGCUUGCCUGCUGCACUGCUUCUCUGGGGGUCUCAUCGCCUUCCUGGCGCUGGAAGCUGUGGUGGGUGCCUUGCUGGUGGCCUUCUGGGGCCCGCUGCAGGAUGGCCUGGAGCCCACCCUGCGUGUGGCCAUCACCCACUAUCAGGAUGACCCGGACCUGCGCUUCCUCAUUGACCAGGUCCAGCUGGGGCUGCAGUGCUGUGGGGUGUCUUCCUACCAGGACUGGACGUGGAACCUGUACUUUAACUGCAGCUCCCCUGGGGUCCAGGCCUGCCGCCUUCCUGCCUCCUGCUGCAUCAACCCCAGGGAAGAUGGCGCGGCUGUCAACCGCCCGUGUGGCUUCAGAGCUCUGGGCCUGGAUGAGGAUGCUGCUCAGAGACGGGUGCAUCUGCAGGGCUGUGGCCCUCCACUCCGAGGGUGGCUGCGCAGGAAUGUCCGGGCGGUGGGUGCCUGCACAAUCGCAGUUGUGGUCGUGCAGGGGGUGGAGCUCCUGUUGGCCGCCCAGCUGGUGAGGGCCCUGGCUGUCCGUCGGGUGGGGGGUGGAGAGCCCCAGAACCGCGGGGACGGAAAGGUCCCCUGCCAAACUGGCCCAGGGCUGACAGCCCCGUAG
Messenger RNA from Leptonychotes weddellii (Weddell seal), 1110 nucleotides. The record is from RefSeq and is a predicted model, not a curated record. NCBI's taxonomy places the organism in Eukaryota, Metazoa, Chordata, Mammalia, Carnivora, Phocidae.